Molecule: messenger RNA, 1598 nt
Organism: Brassica rapa (field mustard)
Lineage: Eukaryota; Viridiplantae; Streptophyta; Magnoliopsida; Brassicales; Brassicaceae
Product: traB domain-containing protein
Source: RefSeq, a predicted model, not a curated record
UUUUGAAUAUUGACUAAUGCUUCCUCCAUGUUUGUGAUUCAUAGAUGAGUGGCCAUUAACGUGCAUCCUCUGUAUACCACAAAAACCACCCACAUGAAAUCAAAACCAAUCAUCAAAAGAUUCAAUAAUUCUUCACACAAACACGAUAAAAAAAAAUCAAGAAAUCUCAAUCUUGAUCAUCCGAUGAAACUCCUUUCGAAUCCACUGACCUUCCCCUUCUUCACUUCAGAGCCCCUCGCUUCAAAGCCUUUCUUCAAACCCAUCAAAGCCUCCGUCCAGGCUCCUCCCCCAGACUUCGACUUCCGCAACAGCCUCGCGUCGGACUCACGCGCCGCGAUCGCCAGCACUUUCCCGGAGCUGCUCGACCUCGCAGAUAACGGGACGUUGGUUCUUGUCCAGAAGCAGAGCUUCGGCCCAACUCCACCCUGGCGCAAGGAGUUCGUGGAGCCUGAGUCGAUUUGGCUCGUCGGCACUUCUCAUAUCUCCCAGGAGUCUGCGUCCCAUGUCGAACGCGUGGUACGCACGGUGAAGCCAGAUAAUGUCGCUGUCGAGCUCUGCCGUAGCAGAGCUGGGAUUAUGUACACUUCUGGUGUCGGAGAGGAAGACCAGAACUUAAAGUCUGGAGCCUUGUCAUUGUCCGGAACAGGCUUUCUUGGUGCUGUUGGUCGGAGUUUAGACUUAGGAGGCCAAACUGCUUUGGCUUUGCGACUUCUCUUGGCGGUUUUCUCUUCCAAGUUAUCUUCCGUCGCUGACCGGCCUUUCGGUGAUGAGUUUCGAGCUGCUCGGAAAGCGUCUGAGGAAGUUGGUGCGCAGCUGGUUCUUGGAGAUCGACCUAUCGAAAUAACACUUCAAAGGGCCUGGGACUCUUUGAAAUGGGGAGAGAAGAUUAAUCUGGUGAUGGGUGUUACUCGGGCAAUCACGUCGUCAUCCAGUGUAUCCGCAGCAGAGAUUAAGGAACAAGAGACCGAUGAAAGCAAUGGAAGUUUGCAGCUUUAUGAACGGCUAAGUUUCUCAUACCCAUCUCUCCUACAGCCACUAAUACACGAAAGAGACACUUAUAUUGCUUGGUCGUUGAAGAGGAGUAAGGCGGUGAAUGGGUGUAAAACGGUGGUGGGUGUGAUCGGAAAAGGACACAUGAAUGGUGUGAUCUACGCGUUGGUAUCGGACUCUGGUGAUCUCCGGUUUAGGGAUUUGGUGGGAAGAGGAGAUUCUUCUGAUGGUGGUGGUACUACUACAUCUACCGGCUGGAUUCAAAUGGCUUUGAAGAGCCUCGCAAGAGAUACAAUUUUAGGGCUCUUGUUGUGGGAGUUAUAUGAUCAGUAUCUCAAGUUUAUGAUGAUGACCCAAAACCCUUCAUGAUUGAGAGCCAUCCCCAAUCCAAAAACUGUAUAAUGAAUCUUAAAAGUGAUUGUAGAUAAUUGAUUCUUUCCUAUUAGACUUUAUAUGUCAACUACAAAGACCUUGCAAGUACAACUACAAAAAGUAUCGUUUAUUCUUAAAUAAUUUUUGUAAAUGUUGUAUUAGUUUAGUGUUCUCAUCUAAUAUUUUUUGUACAUGUCAAAGACAAAAAGUACAGUAAAUGUUUUUUUUUUAAUUCA